Aspergillus nidulans FGSC A4 is the source of this 1318-nucleotide messenger RNA. Its product is annotated as protein CYP5120B1. The transcript has 3 exons. Gene Ontology annotation, biological process: secondary metabolite biosynthetic process. Gene Ontology annotation, molecular function: monooxygenase activity; iron ion binding; heme binding. NCBI's taxonomy places the organism in Eukaryota, Fungi, Ascomycota, Eurotiomycetes, Eurotiales, Aspergillaceae. The coding region runs from base 20 to 1318 and encodes 432 amino acids. The record is from RefSeq and is a predicted model, not a curated record.
GUUACCGACAGUCUUGGCCAUGGUCGCGUGGGCUGUUCUCCUGCUGGCUGUAGUGGCUGCGACGCUGCUCCACCUACUCUAUAACUAUUCCCGCCUAAAGUCCGUUUCGGGGCCCAUCCUCGCUGCAUUCACAGAUGCCUGGAGGGCAAAUGCACAGCGGUCAUCAUCAUCUUCUGAAUACGGCCGACUUCUGAAAGAGUUACAUCGCAAGUAUGGGGUUGCUGUGCGUCUGGGGCCGGGGUUCGUGAGUUUAAGCGAAGUGGGGGAUAUUACAAGAGUUUAUCAUACUCUGCUCCAGGACGAGUAUGAGAGCGCCGCUGAUACUGCCAUGCGCAACCUUGUCCACACAGUACGCCGAUGUAGGACAGUGGACAUGACGACUUUACUGCAUUUCUUUGCGGAUGAAGUGAACACCCGAUUGUUCUGGAGCGCCUGCGCUCCCUCUGCCGCUUCCAGCGCCUCUAGCCGAACCCAUCGAAUCCAACCUAGCUUUUCAUUCUUUGCAACAAUAGAAGAAUUGGUCCUACGUGGCCCUGUUGCCCUUCUUAAGAGAGAGCGGCUGUCCUGUUAUUGCCUUUCAGGCGACGUAUCAGCAAAGAUAUACGGGAAUGAGCUUGUGCUACCUACCGGCCCCAGCGCUACCCGCAAACUUGCCAUUAGUGCACCCGACGGCCUCAUCCUCGCUGCGAGCAUUCAGAUUAUAACGAAGGCUUUUGUCUCUGUGUUCUUCUUCCUUCUGAACAAUCCUUUGAUUAUGCGCAGACUCCGACAGGAGAUCGAGAGUAUUCCCCGGUUCCGUAAUCGAACUAAACUGCCCUCCUCGAGGGACCUUGGUGGCCUAUACUAUCUUGAUGCUGUUUUCAAGGAAACAAUGAGACUUGUCAUACUUCAGAGCCAGCCAAUGGAGGUCCGAGUCACAUUUGAAUCUCUAUACAUAUCAUCCAAGCAUGUCCCGCGUGGGACAGUGCUUUCAUGGCAUCCUCACGUUGUACUAACAAACGACGCCAUAUAUGAGAACAACCUUUAUGUGUUCCGGCCAGAACGAUGGCUUACUCCGAACCGACAGCGGCAGACCUUGAUGGAGGCCUCUCUCUUACCAUUUAUGGUUUGUCGAAUUCAUUACCCAAAGCUGGAAGCUGCUUGGCUGUUGUUGAAAAAGACGGUCGUGGUGCUACUGAGGGAAUUCUGUGAUAUCAAUCUAACCCAGACUGAGGGUCAGACUGUUGCGGAUGGGAUGGAGCUUCCCCCCUGGUCUAUGGUAGUGGAUUUUAUACCGAGGCCUGCAACAGCGGAGGAAUAUGUUGGGCAACUUCUUUAG